CGCCUCGGUCUCGAGCUCUCCGCCUCUGAGGAGAUACUUCACAAAGAACACCGAAUCGUGAAGUUUGUCUCGAACGCGCGCGCUGGGCUGAGAUGGAGAGCAUGAGUGCGCUCAGAGGGAAGUUUUCUCUCCAGACAUCCAAACAAAGAGCAUCUCAUCGACUGGAUUAUGAAACUACAGAAAAACAGCUUUCAAAGCAAAGUAUUAGCGAAAGUGUCCUCCGCUGUGAAGCGGAAAUAUGAUGCUGCGCGUGAGAUCUGCUUGUGCGUAAUGGACACAUAACAUCAGGAGGAGGAUCUCAGCAGACAGGCUUGUAUUGCCAUAGCAAUGUUUGCAACAGGUGGGGUGAUCACAGGGCUCGCAGCACUGAAAAGACAAGACUCCGCCCGCUCUCAGUAUCAUCUGCCAAUCCAGAGCCCCACCUCUGCACCUGAGAAGAAAUGCACUAAGCGUAAACCUAGAGCUGAUGUGGUGGUGGUCAGAGGGAAGAUCAGACUGUAUUCGGCCUCAGGAUUCUUCCUGGUUUUGGGAGUGCUGAUCCUCAUGGCAGGCAUCGCAAUGGCUGUUCUAGGAUACUGGCCUCAUAAGGACCACCAGAAGGCACCAGAAAGCAAGUUGUCUGUAAACAAUACGCAGGUUGGCCGAGAGCAGGUGGGCUCUAUUGCGCAGUUUUUGGAGCAGCACCUGCAUUCAGAGAAGAUGAAAAUGUUGGGUCCUUUCACAAUGGGAAUUGGGAUUUUUAUCUUCAUCUGUGCUAAUGCCAUCUUACAUGAGAACAGGGAUCGUGAGACUAAGAUUAUCCACAUGAGGGACAUGUACUCGACAGUCAUAGACAUUCACAGCUUGCGGAUUAAAGAGCAGAAGUGUACGAACGGUGCCUACAUGGGUCCCUAUGCGGACACAAAGAUCCGUUCCUUUGGUCUGGACAGUCAGUUUGCCUCACGGCUCGCAGCAAACACACUAAUGUCCUUCUCUGGUCUCGAUGGGGAUGUCCGAUUCUCCCACAGGACCAGCUCGGCUGAGGAUGACGAGGGUCUAAUGAGUGAGGCCAGAGGUGGAUUAGGCCUGUUGUCGCCUACCUACAAGGAACGUUCUGAAUGUAUCUUUGGGUUCCAAGAUGAGGGUAAACAUCGGUGGGAGGACAAGCGUGGUGCGCUCAAGAAAUGGCAAACACGCUCCAUCGUUUCCUCUUCCAUCAGCGCCUUCACGCUGCCUGUCAUCAAACUCAACAACUGCGUUAUCGACGAGCCUGACAUCGAUAGCAUCACGGAGGACUUAGAGCAGAACAGGGUGCAUAAUAUUCCUGUUCCUCUUGUUCCUUUGCCUGCUUGUUUGUCUCCAUGGUUCCCCUUGUUAGUUGUCUUGGUCUGGAUUAUCUGUAAUGACCGACCAAAAAAGGAAUCCAGCAGCACAGUUAAUGCGUCUCCAUCAGGGAGAUCGACCCAUUGA
Sinocyclocheilus rhinocerous is the source of this 1449-nucleotide messenger RNA. It is a transcript of the gene tmem200a, whose product is annotated as transmembrane protein 200A. The record is from RefSeq and is a predicted model, not a curated record. The transcript is spliced from 6 exons. Lineage: Eukaryota; Metazoa; Chordata; Actinopteri; Cypriniformes; Cyprinidae. Bases 328 to 1449 code for a protein of 373 amino acids.